Messenger RNA from Ylistrum balloti, 408 nucleotides. RefSeq lists its product as uncharacterized. Lineage: Eukaryota; Metazoa; Mollusca; Bivalvia; Pectinida; Pectinidae. Bases 1 to 408 code for a protein of 135 amino acids. The record is from RefSeq and is a predicted model, not a curated record. The transcript has a single exon.
AUGGGCGGUAAUGGUGAAUGUUUGUGUAUGAAUAUUGCUAUGGGCGGUAAUGGUGAAUGUUUGUGUAUGAAGAUUGCUAUGGGCGGUAAUGGUGAAUGUUUGUGUAUGAAGAUUGCUAUGGGCGGUAAUGGUGAAUGUUUGUGUAUGAAUAUUGCUAUGGGCGGUAAUGGUGAAUGUUUGUGUAUGAAGAUUGCUAUGGGCGGUAAUGGUGAAUGUUUGUGUAUGAAUAUUGCUAUGGGCGGUAAUGGUGAAUGUUUGUGUAUGAAUAUUGCUAUGGGCGGUAAUGGUGAAUGUUUGUGUAUGAAGAUUGCUAUGGGCGGUAAUGGUGAAUGUUUGUGUAUGAAUAUUGCUAUGGGCGGUAAUGGUGAAUGUUUGUGUAUGAAUAUUGCUAUGGGCUAUGGGCGGUAA